Pteropus alecto (black flying fox) is the source of this 1890-nucleotide messenger RNA. RefSeq names its product sushi domain containing 5 (gene SUSD5). The transcript is spliced from 5 exons. Gene Ontology annotation, biological process: cell adhesion; Notch signaling pathway. Bases 1 to 1794 code for a protein of 597 amino acids. The record is from RefSeq and is a predicted model, not a curated record. NCBI's taxonomy places the organism in Eukaryota, Metazoa, Chordata, Mammalia, Chiroptera, Pteropodidae. Gene Ontology annotation, molecular function: hyaluronic acid binding.
AUGCGGAAGCUCUUUGUGCUGGAGUCUCGGAAUGGCUCUCAGGGCCUGGAACUGGAGGCAGCUCGGCUUUCCUGCAAGAGCAGGGGCGCUCACUUGGUGUCUGCAGAGGAGCUGCGGAGAGUGGUCCAGGAUUGUGCCUUCGCUGUGUGCGCCACGGGCUGGCUUGCGGAUGGCUCGCUGGGGACAACCGUGUGUGGCAAGGGGAGUGGUGAGCAGCAGAUCACGAGAGCUGUUGACGUGAAAAUUGAGAGCAACCCAGCUCCUGGUGGCACAUACAAUGCCCUUUGUAUUAAGGAUGAAGAGAAGCCGUGCGGAGACCCGCCUUCGUUCCCACACACCAUCCUGCAGGGACGCACCGGCUUGGAGAUGGGGGACGAGCUGCUGUACGUGUGUGCCCCAGGCCACGUCACAGGCCACCGCGAAAGCGCCUUCACCUUGCUGUGUAACAGCUGUGGGGAGUGGUAUGGCCUGGUGCAGGCCUGCGGGAAAGAUGAGGCUGAGGCACAUAUUGACUAUGAAGAUAAUUUCCCUGAUGACAGAUCAGUGUCCUUCAGAGAGAUCAUGGAAGAUUCCCGAACAGAGGCAGAGGAGGACAGGGGUCAGGGAGAGGCCUCUGAGGAAACUCCGAAACAGGACCAUCUGGUCUCCGUUUCCGCGGGAAGAGAAGACACAGCCCAGGAUACCGCCUUCGUGCCAACCACAGGCUUGCCCCACGCUGGGAGCAGUGUCCCCACAGACCUACCAGGAUGGAUACUAAACCAGAAAUACUUGUUCUGGCUUCCUGCUGCGACCUUCCACAAGCUUGAGUUAGAAAAAGAGAUGGAUGACCACACCAAAAAGCAGUUUCCUGCUGGAGACAACCACAGUGGCAUAACAUCGGCCCCAGGUGAACCUGAAACCAAGGGGAUCUAUGGCAGCACUGAUGGUCCCUCAGGGCCACAUAUGGGCAAGAAUGACAGCAAGGCAGGGGACCCAAUGGUGAGUAGCAGCGAUGGAUCCUGGUUAGAUGGCUACCCUGUGACCGAUGGAGCUUGGAAGAAGAUAGAGACAGAAGAGGCAGAAGAGGAGGAAGAUGGGGACAGGGGAGAUGGGUCAGUAGGGCUGGAGGAAUGUGUUCUGUUUACCCCUCAUCAGCCUGUUCUUGUGGAAGUUAAGAAGCCCAGGAGCUCCACCCUCACACCAAGUGAGGACACGACCCAUACUUCAGUUCUUCCAUCUCAAACACUCGAUGUAGAAGCUUUGGCUUUCAGACCCAAGAGUGUGUCUGAAACUGAGGGUCCCAGCAUGGCGGAUGGGGACUUGACCAGGUACCAGUCAACUGUUCCUUGGAGAUUUGCCCCAGAGAAGUUUCCCAUGGCCACCCUACCCGAUGAACCCACAAGCUCUCCCAUAGCAACAGUAACAACUACUGUCCCAAAGGUGCCUAACCACAGUCCCUCAACCCUCGUGGCAGCCACCCAGACUCCAGUGGAAGCCACUGCUCCCGAGGUCCAGGAUAACUUCCCAUACCUGCUGUCUGAUGACUUCUUGGGACAGGAAGGCCCUGGUCCAGGUGCAAGUGAGGAACUUCUCCCAACCUUGGAGCCCUGUGUAGGGGACGAGUGCCCUAGUCUCAGCAGAGGCCCCAUCAUUGCCACCGUCGUCACCGUCCUGUGCCUGCUGCUGCUCCUGGCAGGUGUAGGGGCAGUGUGGGGCUACCGCAAGUGCCAGCACAAGAGCUCCGUGUACAAGCUGAACGUUGGCCAGCGGCAAGCUCGGCACUAUCACCAGCAGAUUGAGAUGGAGAAGGUCUAGCCAUCUUCAGAGUGGGCUCUCCCAAAGCCACUUGGGAGGAAAAUAAACAGUGACACAAUACAUUGGUAAAUACUGAUAAUUCACUAGAGCAUAAAA